Messenger RNA from Dermochelys coriacea (leatherback sea turtle), 3518 nucleotides. RefSeq names its product hydroxyacid oxidase 1 (gene HAO1). The transcript is spliced from 8 exons. Bases 30 to 1142 code for a protein of 370 amino acids. NCBI's taxonomy places the organism in Eukaryota, Metazoa, Chordata, Testudines, Dermochelyidae. Gene Ontology annotation, molecular function: oxidoreductase activity; FMN binding. The record is from RefSeq and is a predicted model, not a curated record.
GAAGAGACUUAUCCUGUGGGGUCCGCAAAAUGUCUGGAAAACCAGUUUGUGUGGGUGAUUUUGAACAAUAUGCCAAGAGAGUUCUUCCAAAAGCAGUGUACGACUAUUACCGGUCAGGAGCAGACAAUCAACAGACAUUAGCAGAUAAUGUAGCAGCAUUUUCAAGAUUGAGGCUGUACCCACGGAUGCUCAGGGAUGUGUCUGUCAUGGACCUGUCAACCACUGUCUUAGGGCAAAAAAUCAGCAUGCCAAUAUGUGUUGGAGCAACUGCCAUGCAGCGCAUGGCUCACGUGGAUGGAGAAGCAGCUACCGCCAGAGCUUGCAGGUCACUUGGGACAGGGAUGAUGCUCAGCUCCUGGGCCACCUCCACCAUCGAAGAAGUUGCCCAGGCGGCUCCUGAUGGCCUUCACUGGCUGCAGCUUUAUAUCUACAAGGACCGGGAGGUCACCAGGUCGCUUGUGCAGCGUGCUGAGAGAGCAGGUUACAAAGGAAUCUUUGUGACGGUGGAUACGCCGCUCCUUGGCAAGCGCUUUGACGACGUACGCAACAAAUUCCAGCUCCCCCCGCACCUCAGAAUGAAAAAUUUCAACACCAACGAUUUGGCAUUUGCCUCCGAGAAAGGCUACGGUGAAAAUAGCGGACUGGCUGUUUAUGUAGCCCAAGCAAUUGAUCCGUCCAUCAAGUGGGAGGAUAUUACAUGGCUCAGAGGACUGACAUCUCUGCCGAUAGUCACUAAAGGAAUUCUCCGAGCUGAUGAUGCUAGAGAAGCUGUGAAGCAUGGUGUAAAUGGGAUCCUGGUGUCAAACCAUGGUGCGCGCCAACUGGAUGGUGUGCCAGCAACUAUUGAUGUCUUGCCGGAAAUUGUUGAGGCUGUGGAAGGGAAGGUGGAGGUGUUCCUGGAUGGUGGAGUGAGAAAAGGCACAGAUGUUCUCAAGGCAUUAGCUCUUGGUGCCAAGGCAGUGUUCAUUGGAAGACCUAUCAUCUGGGGGUUGGUUUAUCAGGGUGACGAAGGAGCAAAAGAAGUUCUCCAGAUGCUGAAGGAAGAAUUCCAGCUAGCAAUGGCACUUUCUGGAUGCCAGAGCGUGAAAGGGAUUGACACGACAUUGGUACGAAGAACUUCCUCUGCUGUUUCCAAGAUUUAGCACAAAAAAGGUGUGGCUCUGGAUAAAGCCACCCUAUUCACUGUGGCCAGAUUGUUCUGUUUGUGCCUAAUCAUGAAACCCUUACUUAGGAGAGUAGCCUUAUUGGUUUAUAAAGGGCUACUUCUGAAAGACGUACAUGGACCAGGUUUUCCUAAGUGCUCAGCACCCAGCACUAGCUCCUUAAAAGGAGCUGUGCACUUUUGAGAAUCUGGUCCCUGGUGCGAAUAAGGAUGGAAAGAGUGGGCCCUAAUUCUCUCCCGGUGCACACAAUUGUAGUUGUUGUCCAGCUAAGCAGAAACUGCUGAUUUUUCAAUACAUGUACAGAUGUGAAGAACUUUUCUCAGAUGUUAAUAUGCAUGUCUGGAAGUAGCUUAGCUGUUAAAAUUAAACUAUAAACAGAAAUGUUUCGAUAGCAAACAACUACCAAAAUAUCAAAGUUUAAAGGAUACCUCUUGUUCGCUGUUUAUAGAAGCUACACUUCAGAUUGUCCGGAUUAAAUAUUCUUUUCGUAUCAACAUGGCAUCGUUUCCCCUAGCAACUACAUUACUGUGUAAACAGCGUAGGCUGGGAGCUGGGUAAGUAUCUUGGAGGCUUUUGAGAUGCAAGGGAUUGUACAGCCAAUCCAGAGUUUGGAGGUUUACAGUCUUAACUGACAUGAAUCUCUUUGCACUUAAAUUAUAAUAACAUAUGAAUACUGACCAUAAGCCAGAUCCUCAGCUGGUAUAAAUCCAUGUAGCCCUAGUGACUUGAACAGAACUAUGCUGACUGACACCAGCUGGAGCUCUGCUAUAUUUUUACUUUAAAAAAAAUUAAGAUUGGUUUAGAGGAUUUCUUGAACAAAUUCACUUCCCUGAAGUAUAAAUACUAAAUAAUAAUAAUGAUGCAGUAAGUGCUGAGUAUGACACCUUAUAUUGUCAGCCCCAUACAUCUUAAAGCAUUUCACACAAGGAAGAUAUCUAUCCAUUAUUCUCCAGAUAGGGAAACUGAGGUGCAGAAAGAUUAUAGGUAAACUGCUAAGAAAGUAAAAUUGAGUGUGUCCUCUUAUUUCCAUUGAUGAUGUAUAAAGAAGGCCUGGAUGUGUGUUUCUGGUUUUUUGGAUUGAUAUUUAAUUUAGGAAUAUUAGAGCUGACAAGUAUUCAUUUUGCUGGAAGUCCUCAAAGUGGUGUACUGGGAAUUUUUACACCUCAGAGAAAGUAGUAGGAGAGUGCUUAGAUAAUAUGCCAACUCUCCAGCCUAGUAGCCAUAUAUUGGCAGAUAUUUCACAUAGGCAUAUAAGUGGUACUCUGCAGCCAUUGGGCCAAAUCACGUUCCAUUUACCCAAGUCCCAUUAAACUCAAUGUGGCUCCUUGCGCGAGUAAGGAGAGCAGGAUUUGACUCAUCAAGGACUUUAUCUAAAACCCAUUGAAGUCAAUGGAAAGACUCGUGUUGACUUUAAUGGCCUUUGGAUUGGGCCUCCAAGAGGCUAAUUCUUCCAACCCUUGCUUACAUAAGUAGUCCUUUUUGACUAGUCCCAUUGUUCACGUGAGGGCCGUAGCGAUUUAUGGCUUGACCUUCCAAAGCUUUACAUAUGUGAGUAUUUGAAUAAAAUAAGAACUACUUGUGUACUUGAAGGAUUGAUAGCCCUUAGAUCUAACACUGUCUGAGGCAGGUCCAUAAGUAUUAUUGAUGCUAUUUGGUAUGACGAAACUAAGACAAGGGACUUGGUCCUGUAUGCCUUGAGCAAAUUAAAAUUCUCAGUAGAAGGGAAUGGGAAUUUUGCCAGGGUACAAAAUAUAGGAAUGGGCACAGCAGUGUUAAGUGACCUCCCCGAAUCCAUAAAGGCAGUUGUGUUCAGAAUCUAGUAGUCUCCCUCAGCCUAAACCCAAGAUUGCUCUUGAUAUCUCACCUCUCAAGUGAACACAAAAUACUAGGACUAGAGUUUUCUAAAGCGAUCGCUGUUGGCCUAACUCUACUCCUUUGAAGUCAAUGGUACUGUCAGUGGGAGCGAAGGUAAAUCAGUGCAGAAUGCUUUGGAAAAGUCUGCCCUAGAAAUCUAGCAAUAAGUUUUUUUUUUAAACAGAAAGUAGGGCUCUAUCCCAUUGUUCUGCAUUUGUUUGAAGUCCCAGGGCAUUUUGCCAUUGAUAUAAAUGGGUGUAGGCUCAGACCCAUAGUCAUUUAUCUCCCAUCAACCUCAUAGGAGUGGUGCAUCUUCACCCCACGUAUCCUCCUACCCCAACUUCCCUUAUGCACUAUUUGAAAUACCUCGCAUUGAGCUUUACUCAUUGAAUCAUUUUUUGCCAAAAGUUUGAAUUUGCAAAAGGUUUUAGAAUAAAAUGAUGGAAUAUUACAGCAUGAACGUAAAUUGGGAUUUGAACUCAAAGGGUGGGGGAGGGGGGA